This is a messenger RNA of Rhodotorula toruloides NP11, 2310 nucleotides long. Its product is annotated as zinc finger, PHD-type protein. Gene Ontology annotation, cellular component: Rpd3S complex. The transcript has 7 exons. The coding region runs from base 1 to 2310 and encodes 769 amino acids. Gene Ontology annotation, biological process: regulation of transcription by RNA polymerase II. Lineage: Eukaryota; Fungi; Basidiomycota; Microbotryomycetes; Sporidiobolales; Sporidiobolaceae. The record is from RefSeq and is a predicted model, not a curated record.
AUGCCCAGGGCCUCGUCCAUCUCGUCGCAGCCCGCCGAAGCAGCCGCUGGCGAGCCAGACACGAGCAACAACCCCUCGGGAACUCCCACGCCCGACCUCGACGACCUCGACCCGCUCGCGCAGCAAGAGCUCGAAGCUUUCGGGACUGAUGCUCUAGACGACUCAUUGCCCGCGCCCCCAAAGGACCACAGCGUGUUGCAGCCCGGAGCGGCGGUCGGACAGGACGGGGGUGCAGGGACGAAGAGGUCGCUCGGCGCGGCGGAACCCCUCGCGCGCGCAAAGAGGCCCAAGAACGUCAAGUUCAGCCCUGCAAAGACGGGCAAGCAACUCGCUCGCCGUGCGGCCGCACCAGGCUCGACGCAGGGCGACGUUCAGCUUCCCAACAACGACUUCUGCGAUUCGUGCGGCGGCAAGGGCCACUUCUUGUGCUGCGAGGGCGGCUGCCUCCGCUCCUUCCACUUCUCGUGCUUGGAGCCGCCUCUCGAGAUUGACGAGGUGCCGGACGAGAGCUGGUUCUGCAAGGCGUGUCGCGCGGCAGCGCACCCGCCUCCGAAGCCUCGCGCCGGCUUUUUCACCGACCUGAUCUAUGAGGUCGAGACGAAGAACCCGAAGCAGUUCUCGCUGCCGAACGAGAUCAAGAACUUCCUCAGGAAUGUCGCGACGGGCACGAAUGGGGAAUUCAUCGACUCGGUCGAGCAUCGCCCGCCUUCCAAGAUCACGGGCCGCGCGAUUGGCCAGGAAGACCGCGACGGCUACCGCCUCAAGGACAAGAACGGCCGGCCCAUCAUCUGCUACAACUGCGACGAGGCGGCUUCGGCAGUCAAGCGGCGGCGGAUCAUCUCGUGCGACUUCUGCGACCAGAGUUGGCAUCUCGACUGUCUCGACCCGCCGAUGACGGGCAUGCCUCCGCCUACUCGCAAGUGGAUGUGCCCGCUCCACACCGACCACAUUGUUCCGAAGCGGCGGCAGACGAAGACGACGCAGACGAUCACGGUCGACCAGCCGUACCGCUCGAACAACGGCGACAUCAUCGUCAUGCCCUCACGCGAUCCUGCGCCGCGCGAAGAGAUCGAGGAGAUGACGCUCAACCGCGUGCGGUAUCAGAUUCCCGAGCGACACGUCAUCCUCGAUUUCUGGGGACGCUUGACGGGUCAGAAAGUCGCGCCUUCCUCGUCGAAGAAGGCCGGCAAGGCGCCUCGAAAACGGUCGGCAGUCUCGGGGUACGAUAGCGGCGACUUGUCCCCUCUCAGCGACCUCACUUCGUCCGACGACGACUCGGAGUCUGAGGGCGACGCGCGCAGGAAGAAGGUCUCGUCUGCCUCGCCGAACCCGCUCGACAACCUCGCUCUCCUCGCCGAAGUCCGCUAUAUCGACUUGCUCAACCAGCAGCAGUCAACGACGAACGGCUCGCCCGGCAAGGACAAGGGCAAGGCGGUUGCGCGCGAUGUCCCCUCCCCUCUCCCCAACUCGACCCAGCGUCGCGGUCCUCGUCCUUCGGCUCCUGUUUCCACUACCGCCGCAUCGACUUCCAAGCGUCCAGCAGCAGCUGCACCCGGCGGUACGCCCAGCGGCCCGUCCCGCUCGCGAGGCGGCUCACCCAGCCUGUCACCUGCACCGAAAGCAACCGAGCUCGUCGUCACAUCGAAGGAAGACUUGCAGGCGCUGAUGCGGGUGCGGAAGUUGAGCAAGGCGAAGGAAGGGUCGGACACGGAUGGCUGGAAGGCGGCGUUGUUCGGGUUCUUGGACGGCGAGCCGAUCUUGCCGAAGCUCGAGUUCCUGAAGGCCGACUCGACACCUUGGCGGCGACCUUGGGAGCAAGGUGGUGCCGGCGGACCCGGGCAGAAGAAGCCUGGUCACGCAGGGUCGCCUUCCUUUUCGCCUUUCCCUUCUCCCGCCGCCAAUGCUGCGACUCAGCGCGACCCUCUCUCAACUGCAGCGCCUGUUCCUACCGCCUCGGCAAUCGCACCUGUAUCGACUCCCCCAGCUUCUGCCGCCGACGCCGCGCCUACCUUUGCUGCACCUGCAACGAGCGCGCCUGCGCCCGCAGAGCCAGAGAAUGCCGACACGCCCGCGACGCCGUCCGAGUCUUCCCUUCCCUUCGGCCUUCCCGCCUCCUCCGAUGCCAUGGGUACGCCAGCAGUACCCGCGCCGACCGGCGAUGCGCAUGUCUUGCCGAAGCAGGAGGAGCAGCAGGCGUCGCUUGCGCCGGGCGAGGUCAAGGCGGAAGUAGGAAUGGACGCGAUGGAGGUCGACGAGGCAUCAGCGCCAGCGGAGGUCAAGGCGAACGGGUUCGAGAAGGAGGCGGCUUGA